CCCGCCCUGCUCCUGGCGUGCUGCAGCCUGGCCGCGGCGCUGGCCCCGCAGGAUCAAGUAGAGCAGUUUUUUAAAAGUGGGCAUACAAACAACUGGGCAGUUCUGGUGUGCACCUCUAGAUUCUGGUUUAACUAUCGUCAUGUGGCAAACACCCUUUCCGUUUACAGAAGUGUCAAGAGGCUAGGUAUUCCUGAUAGUCACAUCGUCCUGAUGCUAGCAGAUGAUAUGGCAUGUAACUCCCGGAACCCUAAGCCAGCAACUGUAUUUAGCCACAAAAACAUGGAGCUAAACGUCUAUGGAGAUGAUGUGGAAGUGGAUUACAGAAGCUAUGAGGUUACUGUUGAGAACUUCUUGCGUGUAUUAACAGGAAGAAUCCCACCAAUCACACCUCGAUCCAAGCGUCUUCUUUCUGAUGACAAGAGCAAUAUCCUAAUUUAUAUGACUGGUAAUAACAGGUUUACAUAUGUGAUUUAUGAUUUUUCACUUGGAUCUCUCCCAAAUAUUAUGGUAAUUACACAGUACAAUGAAUUGCUGUUCAUUAUUGAUACUUGUCAAGGAGCAUCCAUGUAUGAACGAUUUUAUUCUCCUAAUAUAAUGGCCUUGGCUAGUAGCCAAGUAGGAGAAGAUUCACUUUCACAUCAGCCUGACCUUGGGAUCGGCGUUCACCUUAUGGACAGAUACACGUUUUAUGUCUUGGAGUUUCUGGAAGAAAUUCACCCAGCUAGCCAGACAAAUAUGAAUGACUUAUUUCAGGUUUGUCCUAAAAGCUUGUGCGUUUCUACACCUGGGCACAGGACUGAUCUUUUUCAGCGAGAUCCUCAAAAUGUUCUGAUAACAGACUUCUUUGGUAGUGUACGAAAGGUGGAAAUUACAACAGAAACUAUUUCUCUGGAUCCUAACUUGGUUAUCUUGGAAAGCAGGACUCCAAAGGAUGAGAUUACAACAGAAGCUCUGAAAUAUGCUGAGCAACUUCCUGUAGCUCAGAUUAUACACCAGAAACCAAAACAGAAAGACUGGCAUCCUCCUGGAGGUUUUAUUCUAGGACUCUGGGCAUUGAUUAUCAUGGUUUUCUUUAAAACAUAUGGAAUCAAGCACAUGAAACACAUCUUUUAGGUUUCUGAGCAACCAAGAUGAUUGCACUGACUGCAACCUUGAAUGAAAAUUGGUGUCAUCAAAGUUUCUUUUUUUGUGCAUUUUGUCUGUUUGUAGUGAAAAAUAGUGUUGAAAACCUCGUAUCUAGAUGUUCUUUUGAUGUUGGUCAUCUUCCCUUCUUUCUGUGAGAGCCUGACAAAUGGGUAUACCAUUAAAUAAUUUUAUACUGUGGCUUUUUUAAACAUAUUUUAAUCCUGUUUCUGAGCAAUAUUUCAUUCCCUGCAUUCAAAAAACAAGAGGGGAAACCCUAAAGACAUUGGCAGGAACUUUAAAACUAAUUACAAAUUGUAACACUGGCAGAUUUUAUACCUCUAAGUAAAUCUUAGAAAUAUUUAUCAUCUCACUAGAAUGAAGGUCUAGACAGUAUGAAGAACUUUAUUUCAGGUGUCAUUUUAUCAAUAAAAACUUAAGUCACUCUGCGAACUUCUCCCAUAACAUUGAAUGUUCUCAACAGAUAUAACAAGACUGUAGAAAAAUAGUGACUUUUGUCUGUCAAAUGAAAACCUUUACAUUAGCCCUUUUUCCAAGGGCAAUUCUAGGCCUGGGAUUCUAUGAGUCAUUAGAAUGGGAUGCAAAAAUAUGGCUAAUGAUGACGUCACUGAAUCUAUAUAGAGAAAAGGAAGCCAGAAUGUUUAAAGCUUGACUUCCCCAUGUUUAUUAAAUAGUAUUCAUAGACCUUGCAAGAUUGUCUUUUAAACCCCAUUGAAGGAGGCUUCCAAUGCUUUCAGUAAACUGAGUCUUUGCAUAAUGGAAAAUUUACUUUGGCAUCAGGGAUUAAAAAUUGUUAUAAAUUGUAUUAUUGUAGUCAAUGAUUUCAAACACUUGGAAAUUAGUAUUAUCAUUUAUGUCUUGUAAAUUCUAUUGUGACAUCGAUUUUUUUUCAUGUUAGAUAUCUGUUGAUGAAUGUAUGCCGAGUGGGUUUUGUUCUUAUAUCUUACCUGUGUUGAGCGACAGAAAGAACAAAUCUGUUCAUGUACAAGUGUCAGAUGAGAGAUUUCUGAAGGUGCUUUCCCUGUAUGCUUUUGGAUUGUGCCCUAUAUGACAAAUAAAGAUUAGGUAUACAUGCAGUGAA
Gavialis gangeticus (Gharial) is the source of this 2224-nucleotide messenger RNA. RefSeq names its product phosphatidylinositol glycan anchor biosynthesis class K (gene PIGK). The annotation marks the transcript as partial. The record is from RefSeq and is a predicted model, not a curated record. Gene Ontology annotation, cellular component: GPI-anchor transamidase complex. The transcript has 11 exons. Gene Ontology annotation, biological process: attachment of GPI anchor to protein; protein localization to cell surface; proteolysis. NCBI's taxonomy places the organism in Eukaryota, Metazoa, Chordata, Crocodylia, Gavialidae. Gene Ontology annotation, molecular function: GPI-anchor transamidase activity.